Nicotiana tabacum (common tobacco) is the source of this 1261-nucleotide messenger RNA. Its product is annotated as chaperone protein dnaJ C76, chloroplastic. Lineage: Eukaryota; Viridiplantae; Streptophyta; Magnoliopsida; Solanales; Solanaceae. The record is from RefSeq and is a predicted model, not a curated record.
AUUGUUUUCAACUUCUCAACAGAUUAUCCACCAAAUUGUAGGGAAAAGUGGAAACGUUAGAAAAAUAUCCUUAUGUGUACUGGACAAAAAAGUAUCUUCAGCUAAAUUUUCCUUCUGAAUCUGCACCAAAAUUAAAAAUAUUUAUGUGUAAACGCCACAAGAAAACAUGGAAGUUUCAGUAAUUCCAGUACAUAGAGCUUCUUCACUAAGGCAUGUGAGAUUUCAAAACCAAUUCCCCCACAAUAAGCCCAAAUCCUUAAGUUUCCGGAGACAGAAAUUCAGUGGAAUGAGUUGCUGUAUGAGAGAAGCAGAGGUAAGUCAAGGAAGAAAGAAGAAUUACUAUGACUUGCUAGGAAUACCUAUCCAUUCGAGUCCUCAAAAGAUCAAAGAAGCUUAUAGGAAACUCCAAAAGAUUUAUCAUCCAGAUAUUGCAGGCCCAAAGGGUCAUGAUUACACCUUAGUACUGAAUGAAGCAUACAAGGUUUUGAUGAGAGAGGAUCUUAGAAGAGAGUAUGAUGUUUCAAUUGGCCAAAUUAGAGUUGGAAGUGGGAAAGGUUCCUCUCUUCAGGGCUACAGUUCAUGGAAAGGCCCUUUGAGACCUCAAGCUUUAUUUGUUGACGAGAAUACUUGUAUAGGGUGCGCGGAGUGCGUGCACCAUGCAAGAAACACCUUUGUAAUGGAUGAAGCUCUUGCGAGAGCUCGUGUCAGGGUCCAAUAUGGUGAUGAUGACUCACAGAUACAGGUCUCCAUUGAAUCAUGUCCUGUAAAUUGUAUCCAUUGGGUGGACACUGAAGAAUUAAGAGUACUCGAACACCUCAGUCGUCCUCAACAAAAAGAUGGGCAUGGAAUUUAUGGACAAGGUUGGGAAUCACCAAUAAAUGCUUUCAAGGCAGCUAAGUCCUUCCACAAUCAGUUAAAGAAGCAAGCCAAAGACAGUAUAAAAAAUGCAAGAUCAACUGAGGAAGAAACUCCCGCUCAAGCAGAAGCUCGAAUUAAUGCAAGUAUGAAAUUAAAGAUGGAAAAUAUUUCAAGAAUUUGGAGCUGGCUGAAGGAACUAGUUGGAUAGAAAAGCUUGCUCAAUUGUGAAUAAUUAUGAUAGUAUAUAAGCAAGCCACUCUGUGAAGAUGAAUAUUUUUCUUUCUGUUGAAAACAAGCCAGUUCAGCACCUAUUGUAUUGCGUAGAAAUCAAUAUCUGCCAUAUAUUAUUAGACGAUAGGAUUUUAUAACAUAUAUAUAGCGACGAAGAUAGUAAUUUUUUAUA